Messenger RNA from Mus musculus (house mouse), 9543 nucleotides. It is a transcript of the gene Mef2a, whose product is annotated as myocyte enhancer factor 2A. Gene Ontology annotation, cellular component: nucleus; nucleoplasm; transcription regulator complex. Bases 4734 to 5840 code for a protein of 368 amino acids. Gene Ontology annotation, biological process: DNA-templated transcription; positive regulation of cardiac muscle hypertrophy; positive regulation of transcription by RNA polymerase II. Gene Ontology annotation, molecular function: RNA polymerase II transcription regulatory region sequence-specific DNA binding; DNA-binding transcription factor activity, RNA polymerase II-specific; histone acetyltransferase binding. NCBI's taxonomy places the organism in Eukaryota, Metazoa, Chordata, Mammalia, Rodentia, Muridae. The record is from RefSeq and is a predicted model, not a curated record. The transcript is spliced from 11 exons.
UGUUUUUCAAGUUUAUUGAAUCUUUAUGUAGACUUUCCUAUGGAAGAAUGGAAACAGAGCCAAGGAAAGCUCUUUUAUCCCCUUCUGGGAGAGCCUGCAUUCAUCCUUUUCAUCAUCAGUCAUACGAGAAUAAAAGCCCAUGUGAUAUUAAAUAAGAAAAGUGAAAACAGCACCUUUACUGCUUGAAAAGAACGCACCAGGCGAUGUUCAACGCGUUACACGUGUGGCCGUGUCAGGUUCUGAAGUUUCGGAACAAGUCCAUGCACUCAUGAAACCCUACUGGGUCGUGUUGGAAACGGAAACAUUUUUCCUAAGGUUUUUCCUCUACUCAGAACAUUGGUCACUCCAAAAUACUUGUCAACAUUUACCAGCAAUUCUAAUAUUGCUCACAUUGAAGUGAGACUUAUAGCUACUUUCUAUUGUUAAAAAAAAAACAAAACAAAACAAAAACUCCACACAACCAGCAUUCCAGUUCUCUUAACUUCAAAGAUUAUAACUAGGAGAUUGUAAUCUAUAUAAAAUACUAAAGCAAUACCUUGUUAUUCCAAAAUUAUUUUAUCUUAUAAUGAUCUUAGACCAACAAAACCUUUCAAAAUUGUCAUGGUGAUUCACUACAUUAUUCCUUGAAUGUUGACAUUUUAUUUAAAAUAAAGAUAUGAUUAUCGAUCAUAUAAGUAUGAACUACAGACCUUAGUUAAACUUCACCAGUUUCCCAUCUAUGUCUCCCUUUAAUACCAGAACCCAGUCUAAGGUCCCUUUUUGCAUUUCACUGCCAUUUCUCCUUGGUCUCCUGUGAUCUGUUGGGAUGGGUUCUCUCUCUUGCUCCCCAACAUGUCAAACAGAUGAAGCUUUUCACCGGCUUAGUACCUGUUGGUAGCUCCCCACUGGUGUCGAUGAAGGAGGCAAAAAGACAGUAUGUUCAGAUACUGUACUACCUCACUUUGAACACUUCUAGCCUCAUGUAUCACUACUUGUUGGCUCUCCAUCUGGAGGCUGCACCACGUCAGCCAUGGAUGGAUCCUCUCUUGUGCCACGUACAAGAGGCCCCUAAGUACUCAUGCACUAACUUAGAGAAGGGCCAUAGUACAAAAUGGUGCCUCGUCAGAGUUGGACCAGGUAGGGAAAGGCUUACCCUCCAGAUGGGGGAACAGGCUGAUGUGCACAAAGCAGCCAUUGGGGGUUCUGAGUGGGGACAGUUAGGUAACAGGCAAGAAGAGGCUGCCCUGGUGAUCAGGGAUCCUGUUUCUUUUCCAUCCAUACUAAGAGCUAAGCAGAGGGUCCCUGUGCAUCCCAUCAAGUGUUUUAGAUUUACUGUGGGCAUGGCCUCCUCUAAGAAGUCUUCCCUAAUGACCUUUCCUUUAGUUACUCCUGUGCUGUGUCCUAGGAAGAAGUCCUUUUCAAGGUCACCAAGAGAGAAGCUGUAUCGUGUUUUAAGCUGGAUCCUUGCUGUGACCUGGCAGCCUCUUUGUAGAAAGAAGGGCUGUUCUUCACUCAGGCCCAGUGCCAGAGCAAUGCUGAGUCCCUGCAGCCCGCUCACUGGGGCUUUAAGGAGGCCAGACAGAAUAGGAGGACAACGUGCUGCUCCUCAGUCGUUCCUUUGGAGUCAGCAGCACACAGCCAUGCUGGGCAUAUGGUCCACGCCAAGCUGAGCACUGGGAAGUUGCUGGGCACUGGACUUCAGGUGCAGAUGCUUCAACGCCUUCCCCCAAACACUUAUUUUAACUAUAAGUAACAGUUGAGUGUGCUUUGGUAAUAUAUCUUCCAACAGCUGUCUUCUCUUCCUUCCCCUCCUUCUUCCCUCUCUCUUUUUAUCCUCUGAUCACUCCUAAUUCUUAGGCAAUGAUAUUGUGAUGCAGAUGCUGAGAAAAAGGGUUCUCUCUAAAACUGUGCAAACAGCCUUUUCCCUUGGCUGCACUUAUGGCCAAGUCCUCUGCCUGGCUUCUAGGGUGACCAAAAGCAUUAGGCGAUGGGAUGGGUGGACAGGCUGGAGUUGAGUCUCCUGUGUUCCAGGAGGACUGCAAACAGAAGGCAGGGAUGGGGGAGCUAUGAGAGAGUCAAAUGUCUUCUGAAACAAUUUGUCCUCUUUGUCCUUCCCUCUCUCUCAGGGUGAAAAGCUGGUGAGAAGGGCCUAGUCUUCACUCUCCUUUACCUUUAGUUUUAGUGGAAAUCACCAGAACAGCCAUUCUCUUGGAGUAGAACAGUUGAAUACAGCUGCUGCGGCUUCUGGUGGGAUAACACUCGUGCCUUUCCUCAUACCUUGCUGCUUUACACCAGAAUUAGUGUGUUUUAAAAUCCUCCCUGCAGCCUGGGCACAGGCCUUUUCCUCUCAAAGGGCCUGACAGGCUAGAGGGGAAGAUAACAGCUCCCUGCCACCCCCCUCCACCAAACUCCCCUGAACACUGAAGCGAGGCCCUGAGUAGAAGCCCUGGGCUUAUUUUCCAGUGUCUGGUAAUCUCGUAUCUCUGUACUGCCUUUGUGUCAGCCUCUCUCCAGCACAUUGCCUUGUUGUCCUUGAGGGAGGAAGCCAGAGAGCCUCCAGCUUCCUUUGUAACUUCCCAGUUCCUCCGCACAUCUGCUCACCCACCCCCAAAGACUUGUUUUAAAGCCCUAACCACAGAAUUGAGCCUCUCAUUUUCGAAUGAGGGUUUGUGCCCAUUGCAUGGGCAGCUCUGGGUUCGGAUACCAGCCAUCACAUUCUUAUUACCUCUACAGCGGUAGCAACUUUUGGGGGUGAGGACCAGCAGAGAGUCACCCCCAUAAGCCUUCUCUGGACAAAAUCAGUAAGUUAACAAAAUACAAGUGCUGUCUCAAAGACAUCUUUUCCCCUCAGAAAAAUCAGUUCGUCGAGUAGUUAGGAAUUCAGAUCCUUAUGGCCCUUCUCUGACGCUGUGUGACCCUGCGUGGUCAGAGUGGUUCUCAGUUUUCCUUUCUUAUCUGCCGAAUGGGAACAGAAAAUGAGGUGAACUUCACUGCGAUGUGAGUACUAAGUGAGAUACAGUUUACCACUAAUCCAUACUAGCUAGUAUUAGUAGCCCAAAUAGGCAGGUUGCCUCAUUCUCAAGGUGUUUCUGCUUUCCAAGCCCCUGCUGGGAUUGGGUGGCCAGGGACAGCAUCCAACUGCUGGCCCGGCGGGGGUGACCCAGCAGCUGUCCAGGCCUGGACACAGGUGUGGCCCCGACCACAGUGAGGGCGUGGCGAGCCGAGGUUUGGGCAGGCCCGGCGCACACGAGGGCGGGGAGCUGGCCUCGGUCCCGAGCACCGCACAGGGCGUCUGGGCCGUCCCGCCGGGUCGGGCCUCUCGGCUGUGGUCACGGACCAAGCGCGGGGACUAGUCACGCGCCGCGUCACCGGAGCCGUGGGCCCGGGCUGGACCAGGAGGCGGCGGGGGCGCGACGCCACCGGCCCGCCACGCCCAGGCCCUCAUCAAGUGACCAGUAUCCCUUCCAGGAGAACACGGUCCUUCAAAGAGGGAAGCGCGCUCCAGGCUGCAGCCCCGGCGCCAAGCAGCCGUCAUCUCCUUCCUGUGCCGGGUGAUCUGUCGCCUCACCCACCCGGAAAAACAUAGUCCGCCCCUCUUGUCCUUGUGCCACAGCGCUAGCUGUUGAGAAGGCGCGGCUCUCUCUGACUAGUCCCUCGUCUUGUCCAUGACAAACCCUUCAGGACCCACCGAGAGCAGAAAUAUACCCUAAAAGGAGAGCCCGGGAGAGAAGAAAGAGAGGAAGCCGAGAGGAAGGGAGAGGCGAGGCCCGCGGAGGGACACCAAGACGUCCUCGCAGUGCGCACGCGCGCCGCGAAGAACGAGUUCCGGCCUGGCCGAGGCCUGACUCCUAAAAAUAGCCCCGGUGUGGGGAUCCGUGCGCGGAUGUCCCGGCGAGUCCCGGGCUGAAGGAGGCGGCUCCGGGCGGCGCGGAGUGCUGUGGCGGGCCGGGCCGGGGCUGCGGCGUGUGCGCGCCCGCCGGCAGUAGCGGAGACUCGGAAUUGCAUCUUGUGGAAAAGAAACAAAGAAGAGUUUUCUGCAAGAAUCAAACAUUUUUAAGACAAUUUCAACGGCAGCCCUGGACUAGAAGGUUAAAUAAUAGGAGCUGUGUACGAUGCAUUAGGAGAUUGGAGAAAAUUAGCUUCUGAAGUAAUUAUUAGGAAUAUAAGGAAGACAAGGUGACUGAAAAUGGGGCGAAAGAAGAUACAAAUCACACGCAUAAUGGAUGAGAGGAACCGACAGGUUACUUUUACAAAGCGAAAGUUUGGAUUGAUGAAGAAAGCCUAUGAACUCAGUGUGCUCUGUGACUGUGAAAUAGCACUCAUCAUUUUCAACAGCUCUAAUAAGCUGUUUCAGUACGCUAGCACUGACAUGGACAAAGUCCUUCUCAAAUACACUGAGUAUAACGAGCCUCAUGAAAGCAGGACGAACUCGGAUAUCGUUGAGACGUUAAGAAAGAAAGGCCUUAAUGGUUGUGAGAGCCCUGAUGCUGACGAUUACUUUGAGCACAGUCCACUCUCGGAGGACAGAUUCAGCAAACUAAAUGAAGAUAGUGAUUUUAUUUUCAAACGAGGCCCUGUAAGUACUUUCACUUUACCUUUACUUUUUAUUUGUUGAUCCUUUUUGUUAACUUCAUAUUUAGGCUCUGAACAAGAAGGAACACAGAGGGUGCGACAGCCCAGACCCUGAUACUUCAUAUGUGCUAACUCCACAUACAGAAGAAAAAUAUAAAAAAAUUAAUGAGGAAUUUGAUAAUAUGAUGCGGAAUCAUAAAAUCGCACCUGGCUUGCCACCUCAGAACUUCUCAAUGUCUGUCACAGUCCCUGUGACCAGCCCUAAUGCUUUGUCGUACACUAACCCAGGGAGUUCACUCGUGUCACCGUCUUUGGCAGCCAGCUCAACAUUAGCAGAUUCGAGCAUGCUGUCUCCACCCCCAGCCACGCUACAUAGAAAUGUGUCCCCAGGAGCUCCGCAGAGACCACCAAGUACCGGCAGUGCAAGUGGGAUGUUGAGCACUACAGACCUCACGGUGCCAAAUGGAGCUGGAAAUAGUCCUGUGGGGAAUGGAUUUGUAAACUCAAGGGCCUCUCCAAAUUUGAUUGGAAAUACUGGUGCAAAUAGUUUAGGCAAAGUCAUGCCUACAAAGUCUCCCCCGCCACCAGGUGGUGGCAGUCUUGGAAUGAACAGUCGGAAACCAGAUCUACGAGUUGUCAUUCCCCCAUCAAGCAAGGGCAUGAUGCCCCCACUUAAUGCCCAAAGGAUAAGCAGUUCUCAAGCCACUCAACCUCUUGCCACGCCUGUAGUGUCUGUGACAACUCCGAGCUUGCCUCCACAGGGACUAGUGUACUCAGCAAUGCCGACAGCCUACAACACUGAUUACUCACUGACCAGCGCUGACCUGUCUGCCCUGCAAGGCUUUACUUCCCCUGGAAUGCUGUCUCUGGGGCAGGCUUCAGCCUGGCAGCAGCACCAUCUAGGACAAGCAGCCCUCAGCUCUCUGGUGGCUGGAGGGCAGUUAUCUCAGGGUUCAAAUUUGUCCAUUAACACCAACCAGAACAUCAACAUUAAGUCAGAGCCAAUUUCACCUCCCCGUGAUAGAAUGACCCCAUCAGGCUUCCAACAGCAGCAGCAGCAGCCACAACAGCAGCCACCGCCACAACCUCCACAGCCCCAACCCCGGCAGGAAAUGGGGCGCUCCCCUGUGGACAGUCUGAGCAGCUCCAGCAGCUCCUAUGAUGGCAGUGACCGGGAGGAUCCACGGGGUGACUUCCAUUCUCCAAUUGUGCUUGGCCGACCUCCAAAUACUGAGGACAGAGAAAGCCCUUCUGUAAAACGCAUGAGGAUGGACACAUGGGUGACCUAAGGCUUCCUGGUUCAUGUUUGUUCUUUGUGUUACUGCAGUGAACUGCCCUACAUAUCUUAAAUUGGUGAAUAAGGACAUGAGUUCAAUAUAUUUAUAUGUACAUGCAUACAUAUAUAUCCCUUUACAUAUAUAUAUGUAUGUUGGUGUGAGUGUGUGUGUAUGUGUGGGUGUGUGUUGCAUACACAAAAUCAGGCACUUACUGCAAACUCCUUGUAGGUCUGCAGAUGUGUGUCCACAUGGCAGACAAAGCACCCUGUAGAAACAGACCAGUCUGGCACUUCCUUGGACUACUUGUUUCGUAAGAUAAAGUUUUUGCAGAGAAACGUGUACCCAUAUAUAAUUCUUCCACAUUAGCCUGCAGAAACCUAGGGGGCCCCCUAUUUGUUUUAUUUAACUGUGCGGUGACUGUAGUUACUUCAGAAAACAAAAUGCUUUGUAGAACAGAGCAGUAGAAAAGCAGGAACCAAGAAAGCAAUACUGUACAUAAAAUGUCAUUUAUAUUAAUAACCCAACUUGGCAUGGGUCUAUUGCAAAGGGGUGCAUGGGAAAGGGCUGUUGAUAUUAAACAAACAAACAAUAAACAAAAAGCCCCACACAUAACUGUUUUGCACGUGCAAAAAAAAUGUAUUGGGUCAAAGAAGUGAUUUUUAGCUAUUAAAAAGAGAGAAUAGAAAACACGCAUGAAAUAUUCAGAAAUACUAGCCUAGAAAUAUAGAGCAUUAACAAAAUAAAAUUAAUAUAUUAAGUUAUAAUUGGAAUAUGUCAGAAGUUUCUUUUACAUUCAUAUCUUUAAAAAUUAAAGAAACUGAUUUUAGGUCAUGUAUAUUUUAUAAGAAAGAAAACACCCUUAAUGAAUUGAUGACUAUAUAUAAAAUUAUAUCCACUACUUUUGAACACAUUCUGCUGAAUUAUUUAUAUAAGCCAAAGCUGUAUGUUGUAACUUUUUUUUAAAGAAUAGCUUUAUCUUGUUUUAACUUUUUAGUUUUAUUUUAAGAGGGGAGAAAAAACAAAAAUAUCUUGCAAGCAGAACCUUGGAAAAAAAAAGCCAUGAACACUUAUUAUUCUAUAUGUAAAUUAAAAGUUGAGCCAAACUCUUUGUGUAUAUAGCAUCUUAAAUAUAUUAUCACCUUUGAUGUAAGUACCUAUGUAUUGUAUGGUCACCAGAUUAAAAAGUAUAUUUUUGUGGAUUGCCGCCAAUUUGGGGGGAAAGGCGAAGUCCUUAAGUAGAGUAUUCACUGUUUAAUAUUUACUAUUUUGUUAAUAUACUGUACUUUGGAUUUUAAUUAUCAGCCCAGCUUUUCAGAGGCCUGUGUAAAGGGUUCCCCUCACUGGUGGUGAAUGUGUGAUGUUCUGUUGUGAGCUUUGUGCUGUAUGGGGUGAGCAUCAUUAUAUAUUUUAUAUGUGUACAUAAAUAGCAAAGUGGCAAGAAAUUGGUGUUAAGUCCAUCCUGCAUAAAUAUAAAAUGUGUUGUAACAGAUUUUAUAAGGCGUUAUUUAAAACCUGCCUUUUGUGGGGGAAAAAUGGUAGAAAGAUGACCUAAUUUAACUAAUAUUAGAGAAAAUGGCAGAAUAGUAGAUGAGCACAAAGGUUUUAUAAGUGGUAAAUAAUUAGAAAAAUAUCUGUAGGGAAAGGGAUCUUUUUCUCCUUGACUCUAAAGAUAGAAUGACGCAGCUGGUUACAAAAUCCAGGAGGGCUUUAGCGUCCGUGCGUGCGCAGGAAGGCACGGGCGUGCAGGGAACAGCUCUCUUAUGGUGCAAACCCUCGACACGAUUCUCGGUGUCCUGACGGAAACUGGUGCCACCCUCAGCUUGGAUUUUGAACAAGGCCUUACUCUUACAGGGAGACAGCUCGUUGGUGAUGGCAAGUUGAUCCGUUUACUGGGCUUGUGCCAUGAACAAAAUUCAAAGUCCUGUAUAUCUUUUAUCCUAGAUUUUUAAAUACUCCUUUUCCUGAAAAUUAAAGGGUUUAAAAAUGGCUGCUAUUUUAUAUUGAACAAUGUUGAGCAGCUACCUGCAGUUUUUACUUCCAUUUUGCUUUCCCCCCCCCGACUUCCCUAAAUUCUGCUCCUUUUGAUGUUUCCUCAUCUGCUGUCCUGACAACUCAUCGCCAGCCUUCCUGCCCGGCACACAGGUAUUAGGCACACACACCGUGGCGAGCGAGCGGGCACAGGCUGUGCAGCGGAGAGCGCCUCACUGACCGUUGGCUAGCACGUGUUAGCAGAAGCCAAAAAAGUGGGGUGAUGUUUGCUCUCCUCUCUGUGGUCUCAACACUCGGCUCUUACUCAGAAAAGAGUAGGCUUGCUUUCUGAGAUGUACGGAAUUGACUUACAGGCACGUUCUUCAUAAGGUCAGACCUGACUAAAACAAGACAGUCUCCCAACACUGAAUGUCCAAGAUAACCCUUACCACUUUGUAAACCAUUUAUAGCUUUGAAAGUAUUAAGUGACCCUUUCAUCAUUAUUUAUGCAUGUUCAUGAACUUCUGCUGUAUACUGGAAUAGGAGUUAACACAUUCACAUUUACUGUCUAUUUUCUUGUGUGCCUUAUGCGAUGGCUUUUCUGACUGUAUCUCAAUAGUCUUUCUUUCUAUGCAGGUUUGUAAUCAGGACAACUACUGUUUUCUAAAGGAAUAUUACACGAGGCUCGGAGUUUGUAUUUAAAUUACACUGACCAAGUCACAAUGUAUUCCGUUUUCAGGAACUGAAUAUCUGACUGUUAAUCUUCCCCCAUAUGCCCAGUGUGAUCUGGAGCGUAUGGGUCUGACAUCCUUCACCCAGAUGCUCAUGUGUGAACACAUCCACAUCCACGGCUCUCAGUGGAAGCCAGCCUAGAGCAGGGAGGACACUGACAGUGUUGCUUUAAACUGACUUUUCUUACCCUUUGAGACUCAUGUGUUUUGUAUAAGACACCAUCACAGGAAAGUUUUCUCCCUUCAGAUAACAUAUUUUAUUAUUAAAAAGAAAAACAAAAAAAGCUUAAGUUGCACUGGACAUGGGAAGUUCCCUCAGGACUCUAAGUGGUUCUAUACUGAGAGUGAGUGUCACCGCUGUGUCAACACAGGUGGUCCCAGUCAAAACUCCAUCCUUUGAGCCCUAAUUACAUCCAUUGUGUUACAAAACUAAAUCAGGGGUUUGUUCUAAAAGAACAAUACAUGUUUCACCAUUUCCUUUCAACUGUAAAGACGACUAAUGUAUUAACAUAAUUUCUGUAUUAACCAUCAUGCGCACAAGAAAUACAUAGUAAAUACGGAACCUGAAAACUCCUGGCAUUGGAUCAUAAAAAGCUAGAUGAUUAGAAUGUGAAAAGAACUUUACAAAUGUAAAACUUUUAUUUCUCUGUAGAAACUUUCUUCACUUUGCUGUGCAAGAAGACACUGCUUUGCUAUAUUUAAAAUGGCUUUUUUAAAAGAGAUUUAUGUAUUUGGUAAAUGUUUGUAGUCAACAGUUCACACAAAGAAGCUGUACUCGGUUUGAUCAUGUAAAACCGUUUGGCGGCACAAGCUGGACUUUGUUGCCAUCCUUGAGAUGAACCUUUUAAGAAAAAUAAGUUAAUCUCAAUUUUUCCCUGAAUGUGUUGUUUUUUCUUCAUUAUACAAUAAAUAUUAUAGUGAAGUUUUUAUCAAAUGGUUAAGACAAUGCUUGAGGUUGUUGUAAGCUAUUUGUCUCCUGCACUCACUCCAGUAAAGAUGGCCUGGCUUUGACCAUA